AUGUGGGCGAUUAAUGAGGUUGGUUCGUUUCCGAACGAAAACUCGUCAUUUAGCAGGUUGUGUAUUUGGCCAAUUAAAACGUUCUUCAUGGUCGUCGCAAUUAGCGGCAAUCAGCGAGUGUGGAUUGCUCGUUUCUUGUGGAUUCUUUUCGUUUUCGAAUCGUUCCUUGACGACUCAUCGCCUAACAGCGUCUCGAUUACAGCCGGUUCUUACGAUGCAUGA
Soboliphyme baturini is the source of this 222-nucleotide messenger RNA. The record is from the annotation of a GenBank genome assembly. NCBI's taxonomy places the organism in Eukaryota, Metazoa, Nematoda, Enoplea, Dioctophymatida, Soboliphymatidae.